Messenger RNA from Mercenaria mercenaria, 7065 nucleotides. RefSeq lists its product as uncharacterized. The record is from RefSeq and is a predicted model, not a curated record. Lineage: Eukaryota; Metazoa; Mollusca; Bivalvia; Venerida; Veneridae. Bases 196 to 4317 code for a protein of 1373 amino acids. The transcript is spliced from 5 exons.
CUGAACAGAAAGAAGCAUUGCAUUUAAAAAGAGAAAGGUAUUUCUGGCUGUCGUACCUAAAGAUAAUGACAGAGUAAGAUGACCCCUCGCGCAAUUUAAACUUAAACUGAAUUAAAAUUGCCAAGUUUAAAGGAAUAAAUGAAGUAAACUAAUGCGACAUGUGCAACCGCACGUGGACUUAACGUUUUGGAUACGAUGGUUGUAUCAGGAACCAAAUUCAAGAAUUGGAUUAAGGCUGGAUUAGGUGUAUUAUUAACUAAAGAAGGUAUUGAGCCUUUUGUUUAUGAUGAAAUAGAACAGUUCCAGCAGAAAUGUUUGAGUGACAUUUGCAACAACAAUGGACUACCUGCUGGUACCACCUGUUCUAGUUGUUGCACAGAAAAUGUUGUUGUUUGCCCUACGAAUAGGAUUUGUAAUGCAAGACGUGGAAAUUGUAACUUCCAUAGAAAUUCUGCCACGCAAUAUCUCCCGUCUGGCUGCCCUAACAAGAUAUGUCAUAAUUUUAAAAACGAGAUCCAGCAUGCACAUCGAUAUUAUGGUCCGUCCUAUAAAAACACUGAUGCUACCCAAUGGUGUAGCAACCCAUGGGAGGUUGCUAAAUGUUUUAUGCCACCAGACGGAUACAAGGAUGCGACGAAAUCUGCAGACACAGAUUUCAAUGGGAUCAUCAGUGUUAUCCUGAACUAUGGAGCAUUUCAGUCGAAAAUUUCCAACAAGAACAAUAUCUUUGAACAGGGUAGAGAGGUAGGCAAAGCAGUUCGACAUUGCCCACAGUUAGAGAUGGAAGAUACAGAUCUGCAACACUGUUUUAGUGUCUUACAGAAUUUGCUGUCAGAUCCUGCAUAUCUGUCUGCUAAUACCGAUGCACAGAAUGCUAAAACGAAAUUAUUACAGCUUCAAAAUGAUACCCUAGUCAUUGGUAAAGACGAUGUCCGGAAAGUGCUUGAUGAUAUUGGUAAAGCAGUUCAAGAUGAAAUAAGGACUGCAAAAGAAGAUUACAUGAAGAAUGCUAAAAUGAAAACGUUACAAAUUAUUAAACUCACAAAAACAUUUGUCAGUACAAUUGACAAACAUGGGAAAGCGUCAAUGUCUCAGUUAGAGAAAGCCUACAAAUCUGCAAUGGAUGAAAUAGAAAAGCAAGCAAAGAAAUCGAUUGAAGACGUCCAGGCUGAAGGAAAAAAACAAAAAGAAGAUAUAGUUGCAGAAGGACAUACUGUGAAGAGACAGUUAGUAGAUGUGGCUGAUCAAGAAGUAAAAAGGUUGAAAACAGAGGCCACGGCUGGAAUUAAUACGAUGGAAGCGGAAGCCAAUACUCAUGUGAAAACAAUAGCAUCCGAAGGAGAAAAACAAAAAGAAGAUAUAGUUGCAGAAGGACAUACUGUUAAGGGAAAGUUAGUAGAUGUGGCUGAUCAAGAAGUUAAAAGGUUGAAAACAGAGGCCACUGCUGGAAUUAAUACGAUGGAAGCGGAAGCCAAUACUCAGGUGAAAACAAUAGCAUCAGAAGGAGAAAAACAAAAAGAAGAUAUAGUGGCAGAAGGACAUACUGUUAAGGGAAAGUUAGUAGAUGUGGCUGAUCAAGAAGUUAAAAGGUUGAAAACAGAGGCCACGGCUGGAAUUAAUACGAUGGAAGCGGAAGCCAAUACUCAGGUGAAAACAAUAGCAUCAGAAGGAGAAAAACAAAAAGAAGAUAUAGUUGCAGAAGGACAUACUGUUAAGGGAAAGUUAGUAGAUGUGGCUGAUCAAGAAGUUAAAAGGUUGAAAACAGAGGCCACUGCUGGAAUUAAUACGAUUGAAGCGGAAGCCAAUACUCAUGCGAAAGCAAUUGCAUCAAAAGCUGGUGAAGUUGCAGAACAAAUAGCUGGAGCAAGAGAUGAAGUAUUAGAGCAGAUUGAGAAGACAAAAACAGAAAGCAAAGAAGAUAUAUACAACAAAUUGAAGAAUGACCUGAGGGAAGAUUUGAUAGGUCUCUACAGAGAAGAGUACCAUACCCUACCACUGUCACCUUUAUUGGAGGAAAAUGACACGCCUCUCCUUGAGUUCUACGUCAUACCAGACAUAGAGUCAGUGGAAAUUCAGAGGGCGCGUGGAGGUGGCAAAGAAAUUAGAUCAAAGGUUACGUCAUUGCAUGAUGUUUUCUACAAGGAAAAUGAACCAUGUCGCAAAAUUUACCUUACUGCGGAUGCUGGGUUUGGGAAAACAGCAUUAAGUAAACGGCUCGUUUUAACGUGGUGUCAAGCCAAAAACUGUAUCCCAAACGAAGAUGAACAUUUUAAGAAGGAAGACAUUAGUACAAUGUCGAACUUUGACUUUGUGUUUUUGUUGUCUUUACGUGAUUGUUCCGAAGAAUGGGACAUUGAUGAGAUGAUCAAAAAACAAAUAACUAAUGAUCUAGCACACACUAUUUCAACUAGUGAUUUUGAAAACAUUCUUUCUAAGGAAAGGUGCCUGAUAAUAUUGGAUGGAUUGGACGAAUUCACACACGCAAAAAAUGACAUUCCACACAGGAAAGCUAGGAGGAAUUGUACAAUUCUCACAACAACUAGACCGUGGAAGUUGGGCGUUAGUAAGAUACGUUCAAGUGAAAUAGAGCGAAAGUUGGAACUUAUUGGACUUAGUAAAACGUCUUCUAAAAGAUUAAAGAGGACUGUGAUCUCACUGUUAUGUGGUAAAACUGACAUAGAAAAACAUAUCCAAGAGUUUGAUCGCGCUAUCAGUGAUAGACGUAUUUCGGAUUUGGAAACUAUUCCGCUCUUACUGAUGUAUCUUUUGUGUUUAUGGUGUGAUGGAAUAGAGCUAGGAGCAUCUAGAACUGAGUUAUAUUGUCAGACUGUUGAACUGCUCCUUAAACGAACGUUUGAAAAAUAUCCCGACAUGCAACAGUCGCGCGAACAGUCCCAGAGUGAUAUCCCACAGUGUUUCAGUGAAUAUGAACAUUGUAAGGAACACUACACAUUUCUGCAAGCUUUAGGACAAUUAGCAUUUGAAACGUUAUUCAGUGAAAACAAAGAAAGCACCCUUGUGUUUAGCCAGUCAGUGACAGAGAAACAUCUAACCCCAGAGUAUUUGAAAUUAAGUCUUAACUCGGGAAUAUUAACACAAAGUACAGAAAAGACACUAACAAAGCAAAUUUCGAAAUUUUCGUUUUCGCACAAAACUGUACAAGAAUUUUUUUGUGCAUUGUACAUUAGCUGUCAAAAUGAAAAUGAUGUCAAAAACAAUGUUCUAAACAAAUGCAAAAGUUUGCAAAGUAUUCUUGAUAUGUCGACAGUGCUUGUUUUCAUCAGCGGAAUGAAUGCAGAAAUCAUUUCUUCAAUAUCACAGGAAUUUCUUUCUGUUAUCAGCGAAGAUAAGAUAACGAGCGAAUACAGAUCCACGACUGACUGGAAGUGUAAACCUCUGAAAGACAUACAAGACAUGUACAUUUCUUGUAUGAAGGAAAACACGAGCGAUAAGGAACUCAAACUUUUCUGUCAAGAUUUUUUCUUUAGUAAAGAUUGUAAAGAAGAAAAAUACUUUACAUAUUUAGCACGGCUCGCGGUACACAAUAAAAAAAACAUGGCGUCAAUAAAUAUCAACACAGACCGUGGUCAUAGUUUACGUGAAAUUAUCGAUUGUUGUGAAUUGCACGAACUGUUCCAGAUCAAUAAAAUAAUAUGCAACUAUAAUAAUGAAAACGCACAGCUUCCUGUACUGUUGGACAAGUCGUCGAAAUGUGUCGCUGUUAUAUCGUCUGUUCUACAUGGUUCUUGGAGCCGUGAAAUGUUGGAAACAUUACAGAAUAAUUCUCUGUUACAAGCAAUUGAUAUCCGGAAUUUCAAGAUGAGCCACGAUGUACUGAAUGACUUUCUGAAUUAUAUUAUAAACAGAAAAACAAUGACGGAGAUUAUAUUGGUGAUGUUAUACUGUACCGAGCACGAGCGUUCGUGUACUUUCAGUUUAGAUUUUAGUCAGCAUUCAGAUCUAAGGAAGUUAGAAUUGUGGUGGAUACCUGAAGUGUCACAAUUGAAAGUUAAUAGUCAAGUGAAACACGUGGUGUUGGUGGAGAUCAAUCUAGGUGAAAGGUCGCUGCCUCCUGAAAUGGCGAAUAUUGAAAGUGUUUAUUUGUCGCGUGUAAACAUGUCUGCUUCAACAUUGCGUGAUCUCGUUAAGGUAGUGGAGAAACUUUCACACAAAGUCACAGUAACAAUAGACGGGUGUUGGAUAGAACCGGAAACAGAGUUUGAACACGUUAAACAAUAUAUACACUCAUCUCAGAAUUUCCCAGUUACGAAGGAUGAUAGCUGGGAGUUUGUGUUUGAAACAAAAGAUGAAAGUUAAGUUACUAAAUAAACUCAGACUGAUAGUGUAAAUAUUUUGUAAACAUUCCAUUUAAAAUAUAUUACACACAGUUAGACAUAUGACAUAUAUUUGUGUAUAUAAAUACACGCGUGUUAAAAUAGUGACAACGAAAUUUUUGAAAAAUGGAGGAAAAAAAUGGAUGUUCCUAUAUACAAGGAUUAAUACACAGGUCCAGUUUUCCUCUAUACUUCAGUUAAAAGAUCGACGCCAACACCUCAAAACCAUAGACGUCCUUCCUGUAUCAAGGCUACGUAUAUACGUGAAUUCACAAAAUGCCGCAAUGCUUCUAGAACUUCCGGUGGCUUGCCUACACACACCAUAACAUACUUGGCAUGACCUCUUGUUUCCGGCCAUGGAACAACAAAAACUUGCAGGAGUAUAACCGUAUUAUACCGAGAGGUCUGUGAGAAAAACUGCUUUCAAUUAUUACUUUUCAUUACCAGAGACAAAUCAUAUUGUUUAACUUAAAUUAGUUGGUAAAGAACUGUCUUAUUUUUACUUAUCGCAAAUCGCUUUUGGAUUAAAGUUUUGUACAGAUGUAUGUACGUUAGUUAGUAUUAUCAUUAUGUGAAAGAGUUUCAAAUAGUCACGCGCGCUGUCAGAAGUCAACAUUUUUUAAAAAAAAAAAAAAAAAGCUUGAUAAUUGCUAACAAUGUUUAAUUGUUAUUUUAGGACAUUUAGUUUUAAAAUGUCUGGAAAUGGCCGAUAUGGAAUACACAAUGUACAAUGAAAUUUGCUAUAUUUGACAUACCACGGCGAGGAAAAUAGAUUUUGUUUGAAUUGUUUAAAUAUUAAAUGUAUUUUGUUCUAAGAAACAAAUAUAUUGUGAGGCAUGGUUUUUUAUGUCGUUUCCAGAAUCAGUAUUUGUUUGUAUAAUCCGUAGCCAUAUACAAAAACAUCUAAUAUUUUCAAGUUGGAGUCCUCUAAAAAGGGAUAUAUGUACUCUCUGUAGAAAAUUAAUUGUUUCUGGCAGACGACAUUCAUAAUUUCACAAGUAAGAACAUAUGACCGUUACAAUAUCAAUUAUGUAUAAACGAAGACCUUGUAGUGUACGUAGCGGACUUUUCAUAAUUUUGAUAAAAAAGUUAAAACUAGGAAUUAUUUUUAUGCCCCCGGCAUCUACUGAUGCGGGAGCCAUAUAGUGAUCGUCCUGUCCGUUCGUCCGUUUGUCCGUCCGUACGAGGUUAACCAAAUGGGACCGUUUCGUCUAGCAUCAAUACCCCUUACUAGAAUGACUUGAUACUAAUGCAGAUGUAACCUGUGGACACUCCUCAUCUUCAGACAUCACCUGACCUCAGUUUGACCUUGACCUUGACCUCAUUUUGGACUUAGGUUGCUUUAUAUGGGCCAUCUCUUGGUUAACCAAAUGGGACCGUUUCGUCUAGCAUCAAUGCCGCUUACAACAAUGAAUUGAUACUAAUACAGAUGUAACCUGUGACCAUUCCUCAUCUUCAAAUAACUUCUGACCUCAGUUUGACCUUGACCUUGACCUCAUUUUGGACUUAGGUUGCUUUAUAUGGGCCAUCUCCUGGGACCGUUUCAUCUAGCAUUAUUAAUACCGCUUUCAACAAUGAAUUGAUACUAGUACAGAUUAAACCUGUGACCAUUCCUCAUCUUCAAACAUUACCUGACCUCAGUGUGACCUUGACCUCGUUUUGGGCUUUGGUUGGUUUGUAUCGACAAGGAUGCCACCGGGGGCAUCAAGCGUUUAUUGAACGCAGCUCCUUGAUGUUUCAUAUGAUUGCGAAAAAAGUCUAUGAUUAAACAAUAGAUGAAAACUUCCCUACGUGAAGAAUACUUGUAUGGUUAAAUUAUUGGAGUUACUUACUGAAUGGAAUGCUAAUUUUAUAUCUCUAAUUAAAAUUGUUUAAAGUUUCACUUAGUAAAUGUAUUUCUACAUUUAAAUGAAUAGAUGUUACAAAAAAAUCAUAUUUUUACCAACAAAAGUUGGAUUUACUAGAAAAAGGGACUACGGGCUAUAUGAUAAACAGGACUUGGGUAUUAUCAGCUUACAUGUAUUAUUGUAACAUUAUAUAUACUAGUAGGUCUAUUUUUAAGGAAGAUAUUUGUUUGCUAUGUGAAUUAUAGCAGUUGCCUUCUGUAUAUACAGUUGAUAGACUAUGGUAGAUAUAUUGUCUGAAGUUAUAGCUAUUUUGUAUUAUAUAUGAACUUUUUUGAGUUUUACUAGUUAUUUUUAUUGUUUGUUUAUGAGAAGAAUACAUAUUAAUAGUAUAUAACUGUGGUUUUGAUCUAAACUUUGGUAUUAGUAUUUGCACAUCUGAGAGCAUAAAAUGCUUAAAGUGAGCUAUUGCGAUCGUCCAAUUUCCGUUCUCGUCUGGUGUCAACAACUUAAGGAACUCUUUUUAAUGAAACUUCAAAAUGUUGACCUUGAUGAAAUCUCAGACAAGAUUUCCACUAUUUCAAGUAAGUCAUAAAAAUAUGUAGAAAAAAAUGAAAACAUAAUUAAAUUUCCAGAUGCUCCAUUUUUAGCCCACCAUCAUCAGAUGGUGGGCUAUUCAAAUCACUCUGCGUCCAUGGUCCGUCGUCCUUCCGUCCGUCAGUCCGUCCUUCCAUUAACAAUGUCUCGUUAUCGCAUCUCCUCAGAAACAACCAGGGGGAUUUUGACCAAACUUUGUCAGAAUGAUGUAUUGGUACCCUAGUUGUGUCCCCCUGAAAAUCAGACUGGUUCAAUAUUUUUUAGUAAGUUAUGACCCUUUGUUUAUUUCU